AUGGCCUGCCAGGACGCAAAAAUGGAAAAUAUUGCUAAUUGGAGAUCAAGAAGUCGGCAAGACCUCCUUCGCUCAUCGAUGAGGGAUUCCUUCGAGAACUUUGGAUCUAGCCACAAUAACAAACUUUCCAUAGCGGACUAUAGGGAUAUGGAGGAGGAGAUGCCAUCCUGCGACGGCUACAUCAUUCUCUACUCCAUCGCAUCCAGGUCAUCCUUUCAAGAGGUCUCAAGGAUCUGUCGACAAAUACCACUGAAUGGCCGACAAGACCCAAAUCUCAUGCUCAUCCUAGCCGGAACAAAAUCAGAUCUGAAAUCUUCGCGACAGGUCAGCACCGAGGAGGGCCUCGCUCUAGCCAAGGAGCUCGGAUGUGAAGCAUUCUUUGAGACAUCGGCCAAGUCUGGAGAAAACGUUGACGCCGUUGUUUUAUCCAUGGUUCAGGCUCUUCGCAGGGCCGCCGCGUCUCGAGAUAUGGAUAUGAUGGCACCAUUUAGGAUGAUGCGGAAUCUAUUUCGAGGGGAGAAAUCAUGA
Molecule: messenger RNA, 528 nt
Organism: Psilocybe cubensis
Lineage: Eukaryota; Fungi; Basidiomycota; Agaricomycetes; Agaricales; Agrocybaceae
Exons: 3
Coding region: 1-528 (175 amino acids)
Molecular function (GO): GTPase activity; GTP binding
Source: RefSeq, a predicted model, not a curated record